This is a messenger RNA of Hordeum vulgare subsp. vulgare (domesticated barley), 2067 nucleotides long. RefSeq names its product beta-galactosidase 1-like. Gene Ontology annotation, molecular function: beta-galactosidase activity. The coding region runs from base 1 to 2067 and encodes 688 amino acids. The record is from RefSeq and is a predicted model, not a curated record. The transcript has 11 exons. Gene Ontology annotation, cellular component: cell wall; vacuole. NCBI's taxonomy places the organism in Eukaryota, Viridiplantae, Streptophyta, Magnoliopsida, Poales, Poaceae. Gene Ontology annotation, biological process: carbohydrate metabolic process.
AUGGAGCGCGUGUCGUGGCAACCACUUGCGCUCCUCCUCCUCGCGGCGGCCGCGGCCGUCGCCAGCGGCACUGAGGUCGGGUACGACGGCCGGUCGAUGGUCAUCGAUGGCGAGCGCCGCCUCCUCAUCUCCGGCUCCAUCCACUACCCCAGGAGCACGCCAGAGAUGUGGCCGGAUCUGAUCAGGAAGGCCAAGGAGGGCGGGCUGGACGCCAUCGAGACGUACGUCUUCUGGAACGGCCACGAGCCUCGCCGCCGGCAGUACAACUUCGAGGGCAGCUACGACAUCGUGCGCUUCUUCAAGGAGGUCCAGGACGCCGGCAUGUACGCCAUCCUCCGCAUCGGCCCCUACAUCUGCGGCGAGUGGAACUACGGCGGCCUGCCGGCAUGGCUGCGCGACAUCUCCGGCAUGCAGUUCCGCAUGCACAACAACCCCUUCGAGCAAGAGAUGGAGACCUUCACGACCCUCAUCGUCGACAAGCUCAAGGAGGCCAAGAUGUUCGCCGGACAGGGAGGCCCCAUCAUCCUCUCUCAGAUCGAGAACGAGUACGGGAACGUCAUGGACAAGCUCAACAACGACGAGUCGGCGUCUGAGUACAUCCACUGGUGCGCCGCCAUGGCCAACAAGCAGAACGUAGGCGUGCCGUGGAUCAUGUGCCAGCAGGACCAAGACGUCCCACCCAACGUGAUCAACACCUGCAACGGCUUCUACUGCCACGACUGGUUCCCCAAGAGGACCGACAUCCCCAAGAUCUGGACUGAGAACUGGACUGGCUGGCAGCCAAAAUACGGGCACCUCAAGGACCUCCACAAUGUCCUCAAGUCCAUGGAGAAGAUCCUACUCCAUGGGGACUACAAGGACACCACCAUGGGCAACACCAACGUCAUGGUUACCAAGUACACGCUGGACAACUCCUCUGCCUGCUUCAUCAGCAACAAGUUCGACGACAAGGAGGUCAAUGUGACCCUCGACGACGGCGCAACCCAUGUCGUGCCCGCAUGGUCCGUGAGCAUCCUGCCGGACUGCAAGACCGUCGCGUACAACAGCGCCAAGAUCAAGACACAGACGUCGGUGAUGGUGAAGAGGCCGGGGGUGGAAACCGUGACGGAUGGCCUUGCUUGGUCGUGGAUGCCCGAGAACCUCCAUCCUUUCAUGACGGACGAGAAGGGUAACUUCAGGAAGAACGAGCUGCUCGAGCAGAUCGCGACGUCGGGCGACCAGAGCGACUACCUAUGGUACAGGACAAGCUUGGAGCACAAGGGGGAAUCGAACUACAAGUUGCACGUGAACACGACUGGCCAUGAGCUCUACGCUUUCGUCAAUGGCAAGCUUGUUGGGAGGCACUACGCUCCUAAUGGCGGAUUCGUCUUCCAAAUGGAGACACCGGUGAAGCUCCACUCUGGCAAGAACUACAUCUCCCUCCUCAGCGCCACCAUCGGGCUCAAGAACUAUGGUGCUCUGUUCGAGAUGAUGCCCGCCGGCAUCGUGGGAGGGCCGGUGAAGCUCGUCGACACCGUCACCAACACCACCGCCUACGACCUCUCCAACAGCUCCUGGUCCUACAAGGCCGGCCUCGCCGGCGAGUACAGGGAGACCCACCUCGACAAGGCCAAGGACCGCAGCCAAUGGAGAGGCGGCACCAUCCCGGUGCACCGCCCCUUCACCUGGUACAAGGCGACCUUUGAGGCCCCCACCGGUGAGGAGCCCGUGGUGGCGGACCUGCUGGGGCUCGGCAAGGGCGUGGUGUGGAAGUGCCUCACUGGCUGCAACGAGCCGUCCCAGAGGUUCUACCAUGUGCCACGGUCGUUCCUCAAGGCCGGCGAGCCCAACACGAUGGUGCUGUUCGAGGAGGCCGGCGGCGACCCGACGAGGGUGAGCUUCCACACCGUCGCUGUCGGGGCGGCGUGCGCGGAGGCCGCCGAGGUCGGCGACGAGUCCAAGGCAGCGCUGGCGGCGUUCACGGCAGCGUGCGUCGGCAAGGAGUCGUGCACGGUGCGGCACACGGAGGACUUCCGCGCCGGGUCCGGGUGUGACUCCGGCGUGCUCACCGUGCAGGCAACCUGCUGA